Messenger RNA from Salvia splendens (bonfire salvia), 888 nucleotides. RefSeq lists its product as uncharacterized. The record is from RefSeq and is a predicted model, not a curated record. The transcript has 2 exons. NCBI's taxonomy places the organism in Eukaryota, Viridiplantae, Streptophyta, Magnoliopsida, Lamiales, Lamiaceae. The coding region runs from base 1 to 888 and encodes 295 amino acids. Gene Ontology annotation, molecular function: nucleic acid binding; zinc ion binding.
AUGGAGGAACAAUCAGAGGGAAGUGUCGGGAAUCAACCCCCUCCUCCACCACCACCCCCACCUCAACCUCAAGAGAGAGAAUACAUUAAGGCCUUCCGAAAGGAAAACCCUCCAAAGUUUGACGGACUGGGAGAGCCCCCGAAGGCAGAGGCUUGGAUACGCGACCUCGAGCGUAUAUUGGACUUCAUGGGAUGCACCGAUAGGGAACGUCUAGCUUGCGUGAUGUAUCAACUGACUGGACCUGCCGAUUUUUCGUGGGAAACUAAACGACGAACUAUGAACCCUGCCCGCCACGAGGCGUUCACAUGGGAAGAAUUCAAGGAAGAGGUGUACGACAAGUACAUUCCCAUGAGCUAUAGACGGGCGAAGAUAGUGGAGUUCCACACCCUGAAACAGGGAAACAUGACGGUGACGGAGUACGACCAUGCUCUUUAUGUGGAAGAAGCACUACCAAAGGACGAGACGACGACGAAUCCUACACCACCAACACCUCAACCGAACUAUCGAGACAAGAGGAAGUGGGAAGACAACCGAGCUCCUUAUGACAACAAGCGACACCGUUCUACUUUCCGCCAGACACAAGACUAUGACCGGCAAGCCAUGCCACAGCCGAGAGGGAAUCAACAGAAGGCACCCCACUGCAACCGGUGCUCCAAGUACCACUUUGGCGAGUGUAGAGCUGGAGGCAUCCGAUGCUUCACUUGUGGUGGAAAUGGACAUAUGUCUCGAGAGUGCCCGAAUAACAACAAAGGAGAAAUGUGGAAUAGGCAGGGACAUGGGGAACAACAGCAACAACCACAACCCAUUCGACAGGUGGCCCCACAGCAAGCGAGAGCGUACGCGCUGAAAGGAAAUGAAGGGCAGGAACAACAAACCGACAAGGACUGA